CCUCUUACAGUCUGAGAAACAGUAGUAGUUGGGAACAACAUCGACCCCAUGAGUUAAUUCUAGCAAAUCUCUUGAGCUUUCAGGUUACUUGAUCUCAUUUGCUCUGAGGCAUAUUUGCUGGAGAAACAAAAGUCCAGAUUUCAGUUCAAGUCUCGAGAUACUUCACGGUCUAAUUAAAUCACUAUCAGAGUAUUUGAGGAGAAAUGGCUACAUCUGAUGCACAUUCAACAAGUUCAGAACCACAUCAGCGGCUUCAAAGGGUUGUUUCAGCUCAGUUUAGGACGCCUUCCCUUGAUCUAUUAUCAGAUACAGAAGAAGCCAGAGAAAAAUACUUCAAAAUUUGUGUACCUCUUCGUAAAGCAGCAUUGAAAGGUGAUUGGAAAGCAGUAUGGCACAUCAUAGAACAAGAUUUGACCCUUCUGACUGCGGCCAUAACCAAGGGUUGGUUAACGGUUCUUCAUGUCGCAGCAGGAGCAAACCAUGUCCACUUGGUUGAAGAGUUGGUGAAAUUAAUGGAGCGGAAUGACUUGGAAUUACAAGACCAAAAAGGGAACACAGCCUUCUGCUUCGCUGCUGCAUCUGGGAACAUCAAGAUUGCUGAAAUAAUGCUACAAAAAAAUGUAUUCUUGCCAAAUAUCAGGGGUGGACAAGGAGUGACUCCUGUCGUCAUGGCUGUUUUACAAGGGAAAUGUGAAAUGGCAUCGUAUCUAUAUCCUAAAAGUUAUGAAAUAUUUGACGACUGGGAUUGGAAACUACUGUUCUUCAUUUGUAUCAACUCUGGAAUCUAUGAUUUAGCCUUGGUACUGCUACAAAAGAGGCCAGAGCUAGCUUUAGCUCAGGAUGGAGAAGAUGGCACAGCUUUGCAUAUGCUAGCUCGAAAGCCUUCAAGUUCUGGUUGCCAGAGUCCCGCACAUCAAAAACAGAUCAUGAAGUCCAGUGUGAAGCAGAACCUCGCUAUUGAGCUUGUUAGGAAUAUUUGGAAUGAAAUUCUUCUUCAAGAUGAGUCGAGCAUGAUGAGACUCAUAAGAGAACCUUCACAAGUUAUAUUCAAUGCCGCUGAAGUUGGAAAUUUUGAGUUUCUAGUAGAGCUUUUGAGCAGCUACCCUGAUUUGAUGGCGGAAAAGGAUAGCAGAAACCGAAGUAUAAUACACAUCGCUGUUUUGUAUCGUCAUGCUAGUAUCUUCAACCUCAUACAUGAAACAGGUCCAAACAUGGACUCUAUAGUUUCUUCUGUGGAUGUUACUGAUAAAUGCAAUUUAUUGCAUUUUGCUGCAAAACUAGCACCGCAAAACCGACUUGACUUGUUCUCAGGAGCAGCUUUUCAGAUGAUGGUUGAGCUAUUAUGGUUUGAGGAAGUGAAGAAGAUAUUGCGACCAUCAUUCAUGGAGAUGAAAAACUCUGAAGGCCUAACUCCUAGAGAAUUAUUCACCAAAGAGCACAAAAAACUGCUAAAAGAAGCAGAGUCUUGGAUGAAGGGAACUGCAAAGUCUUGCAUGGUUGUUUCAACACUAAUUGCUACGGGAGUAUUUUCUGCUGCAUUCACCAUUCCUGGUGCUAACAACAAUGACACAGGAGAUCCUAACUAUUUGAAGAAGCUACCAUUUCAGAUAUUUGCUGUGUCAGAUGCAUCUGCAUUUAUUUCAUCCUCAACCUCCAUCCUAAUCUUCUUGUCUAUCCUUAUCUCACGGUAUGCAGAACAAGAUUUUCUCAAGUCACUGCCAUCGAAGUUAAUAUCUGGGCUAAUAGCACUGUUCAUCUCCAUCAUCUGCAUGAUGGUAGCUUUUAGCAGUGCCUUCUUUGUGACAUAUUAUCAUGGUCCAAAGUGGGUCCCCUGGCUCAUUUCAGUACUUGCAUUUGUACCAAUACCUCUGUUUUUGUUCCUGCAAUUCCCUCUUUGCUUAGAUAUACUCUAUACCAAAUACUUCUUCAGGUCUCUUUUCCGACCAAAUAAUCAUAUACUGUACUAGACUCUGUAAUUCUGUGUAUGAAUAGAGUACGUUUAGUUGGGUCAAAAUGUAUUGUAUUUUAUUACAAUAAUAGGAUGUGCUUAUGGCCAAGUUGAAGGAA
Neltuma alba is the source of this 2067-nucleotide messenger RNA. RefSeq names its product ankyrin repeat-containing protein NPR4. The coding region runs from base 204 to 1967 and encodes 587 amino acids. The record is from RefSeq and is a predicted model, not a curated record. Gene Ontology annotation, cellular component: membrane. Lineage: Eukaryota; Viridiplantae; Streptophyta; Magnoliopsida; Fabales; Fabaceae. Gene Ontology annotation, molecular function: protein binding. The transcript has 8 exons.